Molecule: messenger RNA, 4153 nt
Organism: Salpingoeca rosetta
Lineage: Eukaryota; Choanoflagellata; Craspedida; Salpingoecidae
Product: CAMKK/META protein kinase
Exons: 2
Coding region: 269-4153 (1294 amino acids)
Biological process (GO): positive regulation of protein kinase activity; protein phosphorylation; intracellular signal transduction
Cellular component (GO): cytoplasm
Molecular function (GO): ATP binding; calcium/calmodulin-dependent protein kinase activity; calmodulin binding
Source: RefSeq, a predicted model, not a curated record
CCCUCCAUCCUCUCUUCAACAACAGCAACAGCAACAGCAACAACAACGCCACCAGCCAGACGCGCCAUCGUCAACACCAUCUGCGUCACGCCAGGUGUACGCGCGCAAGCGCGCCACAGCAAAGGAAUCUGCGCUGCGAUGGGCGCAGCUCUCACGCACGGCGGCCGCCCUGUCUCGGUCGGCAUCAUCCCCAUCGACACACAGCGGCAGCCAAAGCAGAAGCGACACUGCACCCGCACAGCAGGAGGAGCCGCAUGUGUUUGCAGACAUGCAUAUGCUCAGCUCCAAACUCCGCAGCGCGGGCUGCAAGCUGCACGCACAGCAGAAUGAAGAUGCGCAUGCCGUGAGCAUAGCUGCCGCCACCUCACACGCGCACCUGUGCUCAUCGUCAUCGUCAUCAUCACCAUCAUCCUCCAGCACACAGCUGCUCGCGCCAGCGCACAGUGACGACGUCAGCCACCAACCGCACCACCAACACUACCACCAACACCACCAACAAGAAAACAAUCGCCACCACGCGGUGCCAAUGACGAUGAUGAUGACGGCACGUGCUGCGUCGUUUCCGUCCACAACAUGCAGCUGCUCGUCGAUGGCAUCGACCCCAUCUUCGUCCGUUGCGCCAUCGCCGUCCCCGUACCACCCGCACUUUGCAUCCACUGCCAACGUUCACCACCACCACCACCACCAGCAACAACAACAACAGCAACAACAACAACAACAACAACAGCGACAUCACCAUCACGCCGCUGCCGCUGCCACCAACAUGCGUGCACGCACGCCGAACACGCUGCUUCACGAGGUGCACAAGCCGCGGGCCAUUGCACCCAACGCCCCAUCGUCGUCGUCCUCGUUUUCAUCGCCAACACCUUCGGCGCACAUCAACCAGAAGCAGAAGCAGCAGCAGCAACAACAACAAGAAGACCAAGAGCACUGCAAAGAACAGGAACAGGAGCAGCAACAAGAGCAACAGCAACAGCAGGCGCAGCAAGACCAAGAACAGGAACAACAAAACAUGGUCGACAACUGCAGCAACAGCAGUGGUCACGGCGCGGCAAAGCCUGCAGCUGUGAACCGCCUUGUGAACCAUCACCGCGCACGUGCAGCGGAGGACAGGAGCUACACGCUGUCCAUGACACCUGCAGAGAAGAAGGCCGGGCGGUCGAGUCUUGAGAUGCGGCAGCGGUCUUCCACCAUCGAGACGGACCGCGUCAACGCCAUCAAGCGCGAGGACAUUGAGCAGGUGAAUCAGUAUCGCAUGUUCAAGCUGCUGGGCAAGGGCGCGUUUGGCACCGUGCGCCUGGCGCGCGACGUGAACACCAACCAGGUGUGCGCUGUCAAGUGCAUUUCGAAACGCAGGAUGCGCCGCUUGACGUUUUGCCGCCGGGCACCGCCCACCCCGAGGGGCAGCAAGCCCGCGUACACAAGCACGCCGGCCUCACCACGCCCAGACAGCACCAACAACGACAACAACGACAACAGCAGCAACAACAGCAACCGCAACAGCCAGUUGACACCAGCCGCGUCGCGCGCAAAGCGCCACAUCAGCAGUGGCUGCAUCCCAUCCAGCGUCAACAACAACCACGUGACCACGACUGCGAACAUGAGCGAGCUGGAUCGUGAGAUUGAGCUUCUCAAGCACAUCAACCACAAGCUCAUUGUGCAGUUGUACGAGGUGAUCAACGACCCAGCACACGACAUUGUGUACAUGGUGAUGGAACUGCUGCCCAAAGGACCCGUCAUGGACAUGUCAAAGCCAGACGACGUGAAGCCGCUUGGCGAGGGACGUGCAUGCACGUACUUCCGACAGGCACUGCAGGGCCUGUCCUACCUCCACCACCAACGCAUCGUGCACCGCGACAUGAAGCCGUCGAACCUGCUGCUGAUGAGCGAUGACACCAUCAAGAUCACCGACUUUGGCGUCUCGCACAUGUUUGACAUUGACGAGGAGGGCUUCGUGCUGCACAACACGCAGGGCACGCCUGCGUUUAUGGCGCCGGAGUGCGUGCGUGCCACCGCCUCCACCACUGGCUUUGACGCGCGACUGGUGGACGUGUGGGCGCUUGGGGCCACGCUGUACUGCUUCCUGUUUGGCCGCACACCAUUUUCAGGGGCAACGGCGUUUGAGAUUUACAACGUGAUCCAGAAGCAGCCCAUCGACUUCAGCGACCACCACCUGCGCCGCCCGCUGUCGAGCGAGGCGCUUGACCUGCUCCACCGCAUGCUGAACAAGGACGAGACGCAGCGAGCAACGACGGCGCAGCUGUACACACACGCGUGGACGGAGCGCUUUGGCACAGAGGCACUCCAGCCCUUUGAUCACCCGCAUCUCUUGCGGGAGUGCGAUGGCGUGACCAACACCAUGCGCGUGACUGCGAGCGCGACGCCAGCUGCAACACCACUGCGGCAGGAGGGGAAGGCCGCUGUUGCCGCCCGUCUCAUGCGGCGCGAUCAGAUUGGCAGCAGCGCUUUCACCACCACACCCAACGCCGGCAACAGUAACGCCAAGAACCACAACAACAACAACCACAACAACAACAACAACAACAACAACAACAACAACAACAACAACAAUGUGUUUGCGCCAGCGUCGUCAGCAUCGCCACCGGCAUUGGCGUUGGCAGCGGGAGCAGCAGUGCACCAGGUCCGACGCCGCUCGUCGCCGCUGCGAUCAAACACAACCGCGCGCACGAGCAACGAGGGCAGCAAUGAGAGCAUGACAGCACCGCUGUGCAACGGCAGCAGCAACGACACCAUCGCCUCUGACGGGCCGCUGUAUGCCAACAUCAACACCGACGAUGAUGAAGAGGAGGAGGACGAUGCUGACUGCAUGUCCGUGUUCAGUGCUGGCCGCAGCACGCGCGACAGCGUGGCAGGGUCAGCAACGUCCACGCCAACACCGCUCAACCACGCCCACUUUGCCACCACGCACAGCACGAUGGGCAGCGUGAACAGCCUCGGCGUGCCCAGCAGCACCGCCAGCACCUGCAGCAGCGCGUGCAACAGCGUGUUUGCUACAGCCAACGGCCAUCUCAGCGUCAAUGCCAGUCGCCCAUCGUCGUCGACCGGACGGCGCAGGCUAGCCGGCACCCGGCGCAAGAGCGGUGGUAUUGGCGGCAGUGGUGUCGGUGUUGGUGUUGGUGUUGGCAUGCAGGUAGGGUCCCGCAGCGCCAACAAUGUGAGGGCUGGAUCGUCGGGCUUGCAGCACGAGGCAACACCUGCGUCCCUGUCUUUGUCGUCGUCGCCUGGUGUUGGCGGCAACAUGCGGAGCGUGGUGAGCGAAGGCGCCCUCUCGCGUGGGGAUGUCGGCGCAGGCAGUGCGUUUACACGGCCACAGCAGCAGCAACAACAGCCAAAGCAGCCGCGCGUGGUGUCGUCCGCACGCAGCAGCAGCGGCACAGGCAGCCUGACCAGCAGCAACCGCAACACGCUGUUCAUGCCGGAGGAGGGGAUGGUGUGUAGGCACGUACCGCAGCAGCCAGCCAUCACCAACACCACCAAAAUUAGCAACAAUGUGACCAACCCAUCGGCAAUGCGACGAAUGCCCCUGUCCCAUGGCGGCAGUGCCAGUGGUCCGCAGGUUGGCGUUCUUUCCACGUGUUUCGAAGCAGACGAAGACGCGCACGUGCGUUCGAGCGUAUUCUACGACGAUGACGACGACGCGAACGGUGGCGAUGCUGUUCUUGUCCGUGGUGCCAGCAAACGAGACGCCAGUGCUGGUGGUGAUGAUGAUGAUGAUGGUGGUGAUGAUGGCCUCUGUCUGGACGAGCACGAUGCGGAUGAUGGUAUUGGGUCGAGUCAGGUUGAGCUGCUGCAGCGGCGUGAGGGUGGUGCAACCGUCACCUCCGUCGUGUCGCCAAAGACUGCACACCGCCUCCAACGCACCCAACAACAACAGCAGCAGCAGCGUGUGGAGGAUGGUGGGCACCGGUUCCGCGUGAUUGUGUCGAGUGAGAGCGGCGGGCGGCUGCAGCGCCAGCACCACGGCCACCACCACCACCACCACCAUUAUCAUCAUCAUCACCACGACCAACAGCAGCAGCAGCAGCAGGGUGUGCAUGCCCCGCACUACAAGUACAUCAAGCAGCGCAAGACGGCGCGUGUGAUGCAGCGGCUUCAAGACCGCGUCCUGUCGGGCCAAAUCUCCCAGCUGUAG